This is a messenger RNA of Kwoniella shivajii, 1440 nucleotides long. Its product is annotated as adenylosuccinate lyase. The record is from RefSeq and is a predicted model, not a curated record. The transcript is spliced from 10 exons. Gene Ontology annotation, biological process: 'de novo' AMP biosynthetic process. Bases 1 to 1440 code for a protein of 479 amino acids. Lineage: Eukaryota; Fungi; Basidiomycota; Tremellomycetes; Tremellales; Cryptococcaceae. Gene Ontology annotation, molecular function: (S)-2-(5-amino-1-(5-phospho-D-ribosyl)imidazole-4-carboxamido) succinate lyase (fumarate-forming) activity; N6-(1,2-dicarboxyethyl)AMP AMP-lyase (fumarate-forming) activity. Gene Ontology annotation, cellular component: cytosol.
AUGGACAGUUAUCAAACUCCCCUUUCCUCCCGAUAUGCAUCCAAGGAGAUGUCAAAGCUUUUCUCUUCAGGUACCCGGUUCGGUACUUGGAGAAAGCUAUGGUUGAACCUUGCUAUCGCUGAAAAGGAGCUCGGUCUUGCCAUUUCAGACAAAGCUAUCGAGCAAAUGAAAGCAAAUCUUGACCUUGAUGAAGCUCAAAUGAAAGUGGCUGCCGAGGAAGAGAAGAAGAGAAGACACGAUGUCAUGGCUCAUGUACAUACUUUCGGCACUGUCGCCCCUGAAGCUGCCGGUAUCAUCCAUUUGGGAGCUACCUCAUGUUAUGUUACAGAUAACGCAGAUCUCAUCUUCCUUCGAGAAGGACUUGAUAUCCUUUUACCUAAACUUGCCGUCGUAAUCUCAAGAUUAACUUCAUUCGCAGAGAAAUAUCGUGAUCUACCUACACUCGGAUUCACACAUUUCCAACCUGCACAGUUGACCACAGUUGGUAAGAGAGCAACAUUGUGGAUUCAAGAAUUAUUAUGGGAUUUAAGAAACUUAGAAAGAGCAAGAAACGAUUUAGGUUUUAGAGGCGUUAAAGGUACAACUGGAACACAAGCUUCCUUCUUGACUUUAUUCAAUGGUGAUCAUGAUAAAGUUGAAGCAUUAGACAAAAGAGUCACGGAAUUAUUUGGUUUCCCUUAUGCUUAUCCCGUCACUGGUCAAACUUAUUCAAGAAAAAUCGACGCAGAUGUCCUUGGUCCAAUGUCAUCUUUCGGUGCCACUGUUCAUAAAAUCGCUACUGAUAUCCGACUUCUCGCUAAUCUCAAGGAGAUCGAGGAACCUUUUGAGAAGGAUCAGAUCGGCUCUUCCGCUAUGGCUUACAAGCGAAAUCCAAUGCGAUGUGAACGAGCUUGUUCUCUUGCCCGACAUCUCAUGGUCAUUUACCAAAACACUUUGAUGACAUCCUCCGUUCAAUGGCUCGAGCGAACUUUAGAUGACAGUGCUAAUCGAAGAGUGACCAUCCCUGAAGCUUUCCUUACAGCUGAUAUCUUGUUAACUACACUACAAAAUAUUUCAGAAGGAUUAGUAGUUUACCCCAAAGUCAUCGGUCGAAGAAUUUCACAAGAAUUACCAUUUAUGGCCACUGAAAAUAUCAUAAUGGCAAUCGUCAAAGCAGGUGGUGAUAGACAAGAAUGUCAUGAGAAGAUAAGAGUGUUAUCACAUCAAGCAGGUGCGGUCGUGAAAGAAGAAGGUGGUGAAAACGAUUUGAUUGAUAGAGUUAGAAAGGAUAAUUAUUUCGAACCCAUCUGGAGUCAAUUAGAUGAGUUGUUAGAUCCUAAUACGUUUGUUGGAAGAGCUCCAGAACAAGUUGAUGGUUUCGUCAAAGAUUGGGUCAAACCCGCUUUGGAAAAAUAUCUAGAUCAAUUAAAAGAUGUCAAACAAGCUGAAUUAUCAGUGUAG